This is a messenger RNA of Plasmodium berghei ANKA, 1347 nucleotides long. Its product is annotated as conserved protein, unknown function. The transcript is spliced from 4 exons. Gene Ontology annotation, cellular component: nuclear outer membrane-endoplasmic reticulum membrane network; endoplasmic reticulum; ribonucleoprotein complex. Gene Ontology annotation, biological process: intracellular mRNA localization. The coding region runs from base 1 to 1347 and encodes 448 amino acids. Gene Ontology annotation, molecular function: mRNA binding. NCBI's taxonomy places the organism in Eukaryota, Apicomplexa, Aconoidasida, Haemosporida, Plasmodiidae. The record is from RefSeq and is a predicted model, not a curated record.
AUGACAGAAGCUGAAAACUCAAAAAUCGAAAAGCCAAAUUUUGAUGCUUAUAAUGAAAAAUUAGGAAGUAUAUCUGAGGCAAUUGAUCAGAUUAAAAAGAAAAUUGACAAUUUGCAAAAGGAAAUCAAAAUAGCAAAUAAAGGAAAAGAAGAAUACAACAAAAAAAAAAAAGAUAUUGUGACAAAAAUUGAUUCAUUUCAAAAUGAGAUAGACAAAUUAGAAAACGAAAGAAGAGGCAUUCUUGAUGACAUCGAACAAAAGCAGAAACAUAAAAAGGAAUUGAGAGUAAAUGCCCAAAACAUAAAAAAACAAAUAGGAUUCGAAAAUGAAGAAGAUAUAGAAAAAAAAAUUAGAGAGAUUGAAAAUAAAUUAAUGACAUCAACUAUUUCAAUCAAAGAGGAAAAAUUAUUAAUAAACCAAAUACAAGCAUUAAAUAAGAACAUACCACUUUUUUCCUCAUACAGUAAAAUUGAAAAUGAAGCAAAUAAAUAUGAUGAUGAAGCUAUUGUACCACUAAAAAGCAAAAUGGACGAAAUAAGGGAAAAAAUAAACAAACUAAGAAACGAAAAAAAAAACGAACGAAAUAAAUUAAAAGAACUACAAAAUAGCUAUCAAGAAAGAAAUAAUAAAUUAAAUGAACUUAACAAUUUAAGAGAUAACUAUUCUAAAAAAAUGAAUCACUAUUUUAUGGAAAGAAGAAGUAUAACAGUCGAAAUGGAAGAAAAAAAACAGCAAUAUAGAAGUUACAAAAUAAAUUUAUUACAAGCUAAACAACAAAAAUUAAAAGAAGAAAGAGAAAGAAAAAAUCUAGAAUUUGAAAAACAAAAUUUAGAAAAAGAAUUAGAGGAUAUUGAUGCAUUACCAUAUAGAGAAGAAUUAGCAUUAAUUGAAAAUAUGUUAGCAUAUUUAAAAAAACUUCAAGAUGAAGCAAAAAUGGAAGAAACAAAAAAACAACAAAAUUUAUCAAAUAAAAAAGUUAAUGGAGAAGUCGAAAAAACAAAUGAAAAUGAUAUGGAGGAAGAAAAUAAUAAAGCAAAAAAUGAAAAUAAAAAAGGAAAAAAUAAAAAAGACAAACAUAAAAUAUUUAAACUUGAUAUGAACAUACUUUGCUACUUUGUAACUGCUGGAAUAACACCACCAGUUAGUUUUGAUGAAAUUGAUUCAUGUAUUUCAAAAUUAUAUGAAAAAAAAGAUAUGUAUGAAAAGAAACGUGAUGACAGCAUUAAAAAUGUAGAAAAUCGAAGAACAAAUUUGACCACCAAAAUUAAGGAAAUUGAUGAUAAACUUGCUGUAUUCAAACCAUCUGAAUAUACUAAAGGACAGAAAACAAAUAAAACCAAGGCAUAA